Pecten maximus is the source of this 1197-nucleotide messenger RNA. Its product is annotated as 3-ketodihydrosphingosine reductase-like. The transcript is spliced from 10 exons. NCBI's taxonomy places the organism in Eukaryota, Metazoa, Mollusca, Bivalvia, Pectinida, Pectinidae. The coding region runs from base 218 to 1027 and encodes 269 amino acids. Gene Ontology annotation, cellular component: endoplasmic reticulum membrane. The record is from RefSeq and is a predicted model, not a curated record. Gene Ontology annotation, biological process: sphingolipid biosynthetic process. Gene Ontology annotation, molecular function: 3-dehydrosphinganine reductase activity.
CGAAACAACUUCCGCUAGUACCGAAACGACCGAGUACCGAAACAACUUGGUACCGAUACGACUUGAAUUCCUACAUUUAAGCUACAUGUAAACUAGUAGUGCACUACGUACAGUCGGGUGUGACCACAAAUCCCCUAUACAGAUAACUGGUGGUUCUAGUGGUAUUGGGAAGGAGAUAGCCAAAUUGGUGAUCAGUCGUGGUGCCAAAGUCACCAUAAUGGCACGCAAUCAGCAAAAACUUGUAGAGGCCAAGGAAGAGAUUGAAAGAUGUAGACGAGCCGGUUGUUCAGAAGCAGUAGUUUGUGUGGUAGCUGAUGUUGCAAAUGAUGCUCAACUUGUGGAAAUAGCUGUUCGUGAGGCAGAAGGCUCAAAUGGACCUGUUCAGAUGUUGGUUAAUUGUGCUGGAUUUUCCAUUAGUGGAACAUUUGAUGACAUGAAACCAAAUGAUUUUAAGAGUCAGAUGGAUGUGAAUUAUUUGGGGACUGUCUAUGCUACCAAAGCUGUGAUGGCAUCCAUGAAGUCACUUGGAUGUGGCCGUAUCAUCUUUAUUUCCUCACAGGCGGGUCAGAUUGGUCUGUUUGGCUACACAGGCUACUCUGCUGCCAAGUUUGCCCUCACAGGGCUGGCACAGGCUCUGCAAAUGGAAGUAAAGCCCUACAACAUCCAUGUGACACUAUCCUUUCCUCCUGACACUGAAACUCCUGGCUACAAGGCUGAACUGGACGGAAAGCCCAGAGAAACGGUGCUAAUAUCGGAGACAUCAGGAGUAUUCCAGCCAGAUAUGGUUGCCAAAACAAUUGUGGAAGAUAGCUUGAAUGGCCGGUUUCAGAGCUGGGUGGGGAUGGAUGGCUUCAUGUUAGCUUGUAUGACCUGUGGGAUGUCACCUGUUACCACAGUGAUGGAUGCCUUGUCACAGAUAUUGACAGCAAGUAUUUUCCGAUUGGUGUCCUUGUUCUAUCUGACUCACUUUUAUGGCGUUGUAAGUAAAUGUAAGAAGGAAAGAGACUCACAGAAGAAGACUUCCUGACCAAGGAAAUCUUUAAAGUGUGGCACACAUUUGGAGAUUAAUAUGAUGCAUGGUAACAACCAAGGUUUGCACAGUGUAUUGAGGAAGACGAGAUAGAAAAGUUGCUAUUAUGCAGAAAUUUAUAUGCAUUUUAUAUUUCAUAAUUGCCAUUAAAUUGAUUCAGUACUCCC